AUCAUGUUGGCCAAUGUCACGACGAAGCCGCUCUGUCCCCUCCUGGAGCAGAUGAGCCGCCUCCAAAGCCACAGCAAUUCCAGCAUCCGCUACAUGGACCAUGCGUCUGUGCUGCUGCACGGGCUGGCCUCGCUGCUGGGCCUGGUGGAGAACGGACUCAUUCUCUUCGUGGUGGGGUGCCGCAUGCGACAGACCGUGGUCACCACCUGGGUGCUGCACCUGGCCCUGUCCGACCUGCUGGCUACCGCCUCCCUGCCCUUCUUCACCUACUUCCUGGCCGUGGGCCACUCCUGGAAGCUGGGCACCACCUUCUGCAAGCUACACUCCUCCAUCUUCUUCCUCAACAUGUUUGCCAGCGGCUUCCUGCUCAGCGCCAUCAGCCUGGACCGCUGCCUGCAGGUGGUACGGCCUGUGUGGGCGCAGAACCACCGCACGGUGGCUGCGGCCCACAAGGUCUGCCUGGCGCUCUGGGUCCUGGCCGUGAUCAACACCGUGCCCUACUUCGUGUUCCGGGACACCAUCCCGCGGCUGGACGGGCGCAUCAUGUGCUACUACAACGUGCUGCUUCUGAGCCCUGGGCCGGACCGCAACGCCACGUGCGACUCGCGCCAGACGGCCCUGGCCGUUAGUAAGUUCCUGCUGGCCUUCGCCGUGCCGCUGGCCAUCAUCGCCUCGAGCCACUUGGCUGUGAGCGCGCAGUUGCGCCACCGCGGCCGCCGGCGGUCCAGCCGCUUCGUGCGCUUGGUGGCGGCCGUGGUGGCGGCCUUUGCGCUCUGCUGGGGCCCCUACCACGUGUUCAGCGUGAUGGAGGCGCGGGCGCACGCGAACCCGUCGCUGCGGCCGCUCGUGUGGCGCGGGCUGCCCUUCGUCACCAGCCUGGCCUUCAUCAACAGCGUGAUCAACCCGCUGCUCUACGUGUUCACCUGCCCCGACGUGCUGCGCAAGCUGCGGCGCUCUCUGCGGAGCGUGCUGGAGAGCGUGCUGGUGGACGACAGCGACCUGGCCGCCGGGGGCAGUAAUCGCCGGCGCCGCCGCGCCUCCUCCACCAACGCCUCCGCUUCCUCCAUCUCCGAUAGCAGCGGCUACCGCCUGCCUGCGCUCUGGCCCGCGCGCCUGCUCGACUGGCUGCGGGGCGACCGCGCGGCUCCCCCGCAGAGGGACCGCACCCUGUCUCAGGACGAGCGGGGCCCCCUGAACCGGGCGCUGAGCACCACCUCGGGGUAG
Messenger RNA from Budorcas taxicolor (takin), 1224 nucleotides. It is a transcript of the gene PTGDR2, whose product is annotated as prostaglandin D2 receptor 2. Gene Ontology annotation, molecular function: G protein-coupled receptor activity; complement receptor activity. The record is from RefSeq and is a predicted model, not a curated record. Gene Ontology annotation, biological process: complement receptor mediated signaling pathway; inflammatory response; phospholipase C-activating G protein-coupled receptor signaling pathway. The transcript has a single exon. The coding region runs from base 4 to 1224 and encodes 406 amino acids. Gene Ontology annotation, cellular component: plasma membrane. Lineage: Eukaryota; Metazoa; Chordata; Mammalia; Artiodactyla; Bovidae.